CUUCUUCAGGUGACCGGGGGCGCCAAGGCCGAGGCUGUGGCGGACCAGUGGGAGUUGGCCUUCGCUCAACCCGCCUCUGACUACAUGGGGAUGAAGGCGCGGUUGGAGCGGGAUAACGUGUGUGUGGAGAAUGUCAUGAUCAAGGAGGCAGAGGGCAAGAUCACCGGAACAGUCAAGGUUCGAAAUCUCUCCUUCAACAAGUCGGUGAAGGCUAGGUACACCGUCAACAACUGGACUGCCUGUGAGGACGUCGAGGCCGACUACGUCCCCUCCAAGACCACGGCCACGGGCGCUUCCUACGACAUCUACGACACCUUCACCUUCAACAUACCGCUGCCCGUGACCUCGCUCGCAGACAAGAUCGAGUUCUGCGUCUGCUACAACUGCGACGGCGCGGAGUUCUGGGACAACAACAACAGCAAGAACUACGUCGUGGUGUCCUUCAGGCCCAAGUCGAAGCCACUGGAAGGAAAGCCCAAGGAUGUUUACGACGUGCAGAUCGAUGCGUGGAGUGAGUUCGCGUCCUGGAACCAUCUGAACAUCAAUGAUUCGCCCUACUGGUGAGGGUCCCGCGGCGAGAAAGACGAGGGAUCAUCACGCCAAGACUAGAAGAAGGAGGAGGAGGAGAUGAUUUUAUGAUGCUGAAACGGAACGAGACACGGAUGAGACGAGAUGACUACGUGGGGUUUUGGAUGGAAGGCGGGUGAAGGAAAGAGAAAGAAGAGAUGAUAUAAGGAAAGGAAGGAAAGGAAAUGGAUGAAAAGAAGACAAAAACGGAUUAUAGAAGAUGGAUGGAGGAAAGAGUUAGAAGGAAGCAAAAAGGAAUGAAGAAAAUGAAGUUCAGGAAAAGCGCAAAGAGAAGCUGAAAUGAAAGGUUGAAAAGAAAUCGCAAAAACGCAAAAAACGCAAGAUUGUGGAAAGACGGGCGAAGGAAAGAGUUUGAACGAAGAGGAUAAAAGAAAGGAAAUGGAAGGAGGUGCAAAUGGCCGAGAUGCGAGGAGGAAGAAAACGAAUUUGAAAAGGAAAUAUUGGAAAGAGAAAGAAAGAAGAGAGAAGAGAGUUGAGCCGGUUGAAGUGACACAGAAGAAAGGAAGGUGAUAGAGGAAGAGUGAAAAGGAGAAAAAUAGAAGAGGUGAUUGAAGUGACUUGAUUGAAACUUAACUAAAGGAAAUGAAGAUGGAAGGGAUGAUGCUUUUCUGUGUCAGUGGAAAACAAGUCUUUUUUUGAGAUUCGCACACGCAAAAAAAAAAAAAACUGGAUGAAAAAAUGAAAAUGGAAAAGACUGACGAAAAUGAAACUUAAGAAAGAGAAAAUGAAAACUUGAAAUAAAGAAAAAUAAGAAGAAACAAAAAAUGAACAGAGGAAAUUUGAGACGGAGAAAGAGAGAGAGAUAAGAGACAGGAGGGGAAAAAAAUCUACACAAAGUGACUUGAAACGAGAAAGAUAAAUAGAGAUAAAGAGAGAUAGAGAUAGAGAAGCAUACCCAAACAUACAUACAUACAUACAUACAUAUAAAGGAAGAAACAAAUGUAUGUAUGUAUAUUUAGAAUCCCAACCAGCCUGAUUUUAAUGAUAGUUUAGCCGCGGUGUGUGUGUGUGUGUGUGUGUGUGUGUGCGUGUGUGUGUGUGUGUGUGUGUUGGCGGUGCUAUUCGGUGUAACAUAACGUAACACACACACGACGAAUCUUGCUCUUGUGUUAAGUUAACGUAGUUUUGUUCAGCGUUUUGCGUAGUGGCGAGAUAUUUCGUUAAAGUGUUAUGGAAGAGGAGGAGGAGGAGGAGGAGAUAGCGGAGAAGGAGAGGAAUAAGAGGAAAUAGUAAUAAAUUUUCCUCUAGUAAUGAGUCUAGAAAAUUACAUACGAAAAAAAGAAGAAAUAGAAGAGGAAGAAAAAGAUGAAAAUAGUUGAAUAGAAUGAAAAAAAAAGAAAAUUGACUGAAGGAGGAGAAGGAGGAAAAUAGAUAAUGAUGAAGAUAGAAAGAAAGAAAAGAAAAGAAAAGAAAUAUUAGAAAACUCAAAAGUGCAGUUCAUGUGGUUUUUUUUUAUAUAUUUUACACACACACACACACACACACACACACACACACACACACACACACACACACACACACACACACACACACACACACACACAUGAUGCAGUAGUUGUGAUUGUGAAAAUAGAUAAAGAAAAAUAAACUUGCAAAAAAAAGAUUAAAAAUUAAAGCACUCGUACGAUGGACCACAACCUAAAUAAAGAAAGAAAAGAAAAAGAUCGUAAAUUUAAAGAAAGAGUAAGAAAAGAAAAAGAUCGUAAAUUUAAAGAAAGAAGAAAGAAAUAAAGAAAGCAAAGAAAGUCUGCUGAAAAUUAUCAAACCCAUACACCAAAAAAAAUAAAAAUUGACAUCCACGAAAUAUGAAAAACAAAAGAAAAUCAGAGAAAACAAAAACUGGAACAGGAAACACAAAAGAAAAACUGGACUGGUAGUGGCAAAGAGAGAAAGAAAAAUAAAGAAAAAGAAAACAUUGAUAAAAGUGGUGAACAAAACAAAAGAAAGAAAACAACAUGAACGUGAAAGUGAAUGAAAAAGAGAAAGUGAAAGAAAGAAAGAGAGAGAGAAAUGAUCAAGUCAACUUCGCCUCCAAGAAGAAGAAGAAGAAGAGGAGGAGGAGAACUAGGAAGAGGAAGGGGAGGAGGAGGUAUGACAGGGUUACCUCCACCGUGCCUCUCCCUCCCUCCCUCCCUCCUACGUUCCCUCCAUCCCUCCACAUAAGGCACAGAAGAAGGAAGGAAGGAAGGGCAGCUCAGAAAUCGUCGGUCGUCCAUAUUGAGACAGCAGCGAUGAUAUAGAAUUUGUGAAGCUACUAGUCGUUCAUCGCAAGGAUCUGAGUGAUGACCCAAGGUGAUGACCCGCGCUGACCUGACCUGACCUGACCUCACAUCCGACCAUCACCACUACUCAAAUUUCAUCAUCACAAAUGCCACUACCACCACCAAGAUCGUUACGGAGGAUUAACCACCACCACAACCACAACCACCCACCGCUGAUCUGGCCCGACCCAAAACUACGCAAGGAAGAGAAGAUGAAGGAGAAGAAGAGAAAGAGGAGGAAGAAAACGUAAAUACCCACCACCUCCACCACUACCACCACCAACAACAACACGAGUAGAAACCGCAACGAAAAGAACUUGAACUUGAACUUGAAGAACACGAAGAAGAAACCACGAAGAAGAAAAGAAGAAAACAAGAACGAGAACUGGGAAACAUAUAACCACCACCACCACCACCAUUACUACAUUUUGAAGAACCAGAGAGAGAGAGAGAGACUAAUACCACACCACCACCAUCACCACCACCACGCCUUCAGUGCCUCAGAAGAAGCAGAAGCCCAACACUACACGCCUUCCUCCCCACACGCCCUUCCUCCCCACGCCUUUCCCAUUGCCAGAGAAGACUUAGAAGGGCUUUGGAAGGAAGGGCGUUGAAGGAGGAGUGUGUCAAAUAAGGCUUUUGGUGUUGUGAGUUGAGAAGGAAAGAAAGAAAGGAAGGAAGAAAGAAAGACAGGAAGGAAGAAAAAAGGAGAGAAGGAAAAGGUGAUGAAAAUGGGAAGUUAGCGAGUGAGUGAGUGAUUUGGAGUUUAAUUAAAGAGGAAGAAAGGGAAGAAAAGGAAGGAUAGAGAAAAUAUAAUGAAAAGAGAAGGAAAAUAAUGAAAAAGAAUGAAAAUAUAUAUAAUGAAAAGGCAAGAAAAUAGGGAAAAUUAAUGAUGAUGUUUACUAUAAUAGGGAGGUGAUCUUACUAUUAUUAAUGAUAGUAAUUGCAUAGUCCCAUCACCACUACCACCACCACCACCACCACCACGAUCACAACCACACCAUAAUUCGUCUGUGAUACAUGAAAGAAAAAGAAUAAAAGGAGAUGAAGAAAAUAAAAAAAAGCAGGUGAUGUGAUAAUGAAGAAUAUAAUGAUGAUGAUGAUGACAAAGAAAAUACAGUGAGAAAAAUGGUGUUGGUGGUGAUUGUGAUGGUGAUGAUGGUGAUGAGAUGGUGAUGAUGAUGAGGUGGAGAGAGAAACAGAGGCAUAAAAAUGAUUGAGAGAAAAAGACAGACAGUGAUAAAUAUGGAAAGAGGAGGAAAAGAGAGAAGAAGAGGAAGAGGAGGAAAAGAGGAGGAGUUGAAAUGAAAAUGAUAAAAAGAGAGAAAAACAGACAGACAGAUGGAAAAGAGGGAAGAAAAAGAAGAAGAGGAGGAGGAGGAGGAAAGAGAGAUGAAGACAAAAAAAUGCCACAGAAAGAGAUAAAGAGGAGGGAAGAAGAAGAAGAAAAAAAAGAAAGGAGAGACAAACGAAGACACAAGAAAAAUAAAUUACCAGAAAGAAAAAGAGAUGAAAAAAAGAUGUUAGAGGAGACAGAGAGGUGGAAAGAAGGAAAGAAAGAAGAGUACGGUAGAAGACAUGGAUAAAGAGAGAGAGAGAGGGAGGGAGGGAGGUGCAGGCGAGUGUUCCGUACCGUUCCGCUGCAUUGUGUUCCGUUCAAAGUGUUUAUAUUAUCUCUUAUGUGUUAUCCUCAUGUGCAAUACAAGGCCACUGCUUCUCUCCACUCCCCCGGGCGACCCUUCCCUUCCCCUGCCCUCCCCAGCAUCCCCUUACCUCUCAACCCCUUCCUCUCUUCCCCAUCCUCAGUUCAUCUCCCUUCUUCCCCUUUCUCCAGCAUUCCUUUAUCUCUUACCCCCUUCCUGUCUUCCAUUACAGCCUCCCUAUCUCUCUGUUCCUCUCCCUUCUCCUCCUUCUCUUCCCCAGCAUCCCCUUAUCUCUCUCUCACUCCCUUCCCCCUUCCCUUACAGCUUCCCUAUCUCUCUGUUCCUCUCCCUUCCUCCCCUUCUCUCCCCAGCAUCCCUUUACAUAUCUCUCCUUUCCCUUCCUCCCCUUACAGUCUCCCACUUCUCUCCUCCCCCUUCCCUCCCUUCCCUUCCCCUGCAAUCCUCUACUCUCUCCCCUCUCCUUUCCUUCCCCUUACCCAUGUCUCCCUACCCUCAAUACAUCUUCCCUUUCAUAUCCUUACCUGACCUUACCUGUUAAUGAGCUUACCUGGCUUUUCUACACCCCUCCCGUACACCUUACCUUACAUAUCCUUACCUUACCUAACAUGAACUGAUAAUUUACCUAUCUUGCCCACCUGGUGCUCGGCGUUCCCCUGGGCACCUGGUGGACACACGGGGGAGGGCUUACCUAAGGGGAGCGGCGCCCCUGGGAGGAGGGAGGCAGGUGACGGGCAGGUGAAGACAGGUGUCACGUGUGGGUCGUCGCUUCACCUGUUGACCAAUGAGAGUCUUGGUUAGCUUGUUAGAGGCUAAGUGGUACAAAUCAUUACUAUUCUUUACUAUUUUACUAUGUUAUUAUUCUAUGUUUUUAGUUUGUCUGAAUCCCACCAACACGCCCCUCCCACACCCACACCCACCCACACCCACACACAACCCAUGCUCACUCGCAGCCUCACCCUCAAUUUUUACUGUUUUACUUUGAUAUGUUGAGUUUAUUUGAACCUACCAACACACCCUCACCCACACCUCCCCCCCACACCCAGACCCACCCAUGCCCAGACUCACCCAUUCAGUUACUAUGCUAUGUUGUUAUGAUAUGUUGAGUUGAUUGAACCCACCAAAACACACACAUACACACACACACUUAAACCCUUCCACUACUAACACAUUCAAGUACCCACCCACUAACACUAACCCAUCCACGUCUUCCUACUCCACCCACCUACCCACUUACCCACCGUAGUCCCCUUUCCACGCAUCCAUCCACUCGUCCAUCCUUAGCUAGUGAGAUUGAGAGAGAGAACGAAAGAGGGAGAGAGAGAGAGUUAAUGAUAAGUCUUUUGCUAACACGAAAAUGGGAGAUAGAGAGAGAAUGAGAGGGAGAGAAAGAGAGAACGAGAGAGUGUUAUGCCUUCUGUUAACACGAAAAUGGGAGAUAGAGAGAGAAAAAAAGAGAAUGAGAGAGAGAGAGAGAGAAAGAGAGUUAAUGAUAAGUCUUUUGCUAACACGAAAAUGGGAGAUAGAGAGAGAAAAGAGAGAAUGAGAGGGAGAGGAAGAGAGUGUUAUGCCUUUUGCUAUCACGAAAAUAAGAAAGAGAGAAAGAAAGAAAGAAAGAAAGGGAGAGAAAAGAGAUAGCAAAAAGACUGAAGUAGCUAUCACGGAAGAAGAAGAAAACUGGGUCACCGCGCAGUCCUUUCCUUCAGAACAGACAACAACAAACAGCAACAACCUUCUGAUAAAUUGGAGAGCGAGUAUAUCAGUCCUUCAGAGCUUCCUUUCCUUCUCCCCUUCCCGUUCCCCGCAAUGCACUAUCAGAAACGGCAUUAUCAGGAGGGAGAGGAAGGAAACACACACACACACACACACGUACACAUAUACACACACGCUAUCUUAGACUCGAGGGUAAAAAUAAAUGCUAUAUGCGUGUGUGUGUGUGUGUGUGUGCUUGAGGGGAAAGAAAGUGAGCUCUCUUGGAAAUAUAUGUGUGUGUGUGUUUGUGUGAGAGCUUGCGAAAGUGUUGAUGUUGAUGUUGCUAGUGUUGUCCGCUCAAGGAAAGCGCUCACGGAUGUAAUUCUGAAGCAAUGUUGCCAAGUUAUCGUACUCAAAACAUCGCAUUCAUCAGUUCCAGGGCCCAAAACUGUCCUAGCCACACAGAUAACGAGAUUCCAGUUAAAGUUCUCGUUAAAAGCGUUACUUAUCGGCGUUUGUUUGCGAUAGCUGUGACUCGGAACCGGAAAAUGCGAUGUGCUGAGUGCCUGAGUACGAUAAUUUGUUAACCCUGCUCUGAAGUCCUUGAAUUCGGAGGAAGGAAAGUGUUAAAAGCUGACUGACUCCCAAGCGAUGAUAUGGACGAGGAGAUGGAAGGCUCUUUGGUGGACGAGAGAGAGAGAGAGAGAGAGAGAGAGAGAGAGAGAGAGAGAGAGAGAGAGAGACUGACUAACCAACCAACUCUUCCCUUCACUGAGGCAGCUGAGAGAGAAAGAUAGAUAGAUAGAGAGAGAGAGAGAGAGGCCUUGAUUGAAAAGCCUACAGCCGGCAGUCGAUGUAUGUGUGUGUGUGUGUGUGUGUGUGUGUGUUUUAUGUAUGCAUGUACGUAUAUAUGUGUUUCUAUAUAUAUGUAUGUAUGCUACUAACCGUACGAAAGGUAGCUAACUCACAUUUGUAUACAUUUUCCCAUCCUUUUCCUUCCCUUCCCUUCCCUUCCCAUUCCCUUAAUCUCAUCCCUUCCCUUCCCUUCCCAUUCCUUUAAUCUCAUCCCUUCCCUUCCCUUCCCAUUCCUUUAAUCUCAUCCAUUCCCUUCCCUUCCCAUCCCAUCCCUUUAACCUCAUUCCCUUCCUUUCCCAUCCCUUUUAACCCUCCUAUCCUUUCCCUUCCCAUCCCUUCCCAUCCCCUUAAUCUCAUCCCUUCCCUUCCCUUCCUUUCCCAUCCCAUCCCUUUAACCUCAUUCCCUUCCUUUCCCAUCCCUUUUAACCCUCUUAUCCCUUCCCUUCCCAUCCCUUACCUUUAACUCCCUCUCUCCUUCCCAUCCCAUCCCUUACCUUCCCUUACCUUUAACUCCCUCAUCCCUAUCCCUUCCUAUCCCUUAACCCCUUCCCAUCCCAUCCCUUCUAACUUCCCCCUCCCAGUAAUGAUAACAAUGAUGAUGAUAAUGAUAACACAUCUACGAAUCAGUGGAUAUGAAUACUAAUCUUGCAUCACGUAUCUAUGUAUCUUCCAUGUAUGAUGAUAAGACAACACAUUAUGAAUAGAUUAUAAGAGGGAUUGUGAACCUCUUAGUAAACCUCUUCAAACCCCACGAACACUCUUUCUUGAUCCUCUUUCUUCCGUCUUUCAUCUCAAAACUCCCCUUCAUCUUUUACGUAAGGGAUUGUGAACCUCUUUAAACUCCCUCAGAUCCCCUCUCUUGAUCCCUUUCUUCCCUGUCUUUCAUCUCAAAACUCCCCUUCAUCUUCUACGUAAGGGAUUGGACACAGAAAUAGAAGGGGUCGUAAAGGGAAGAUGAGCAGAAUGAGCUGAAAGGGAGUGUGAACCUCUUAGUAAACCUCUUCAAACCCUUUCUUCCCUGUCUUGCAUCUCAUAACUCCCCUUCAUCUUCUACGUAAGGGAUUGUGAACCUCUUUAAACUCCCUCAGAUCCCCUCUCUUGAUCCCUUUCUUCCCUGUCUUGCAUCUCAUAACUUCCCUUCAUCUUCUACGUAAGGGAUUGGACACAGAAAUAGAAAGGGUCGUAAAGGGAGAGUAGAAAGGAUUCGGGAAAUGGAAAGGAUUAUAAAGGGAUUGUGUAGAGUCUUAGUGGUAGACAGGGAGGGAGAAAUAUAGAGUAUGAGGCUAGUAUUUUUUUUUAUACUGUAGUCUGGCCUCCUCUUGUGCUGUUCCCCGCCCCAUACACACAUACACUCCCUUCAUAAACGCUCCUGACCUGACCUGACCUUUCUAGCCGAAUGUGACCUUUACCUGACCUUUCUAGCCUAAUGUGACCUUUACCUGACCUUUCUAGCUUAAUGUGACCUUUACCUGACCUUUCUAGCCUAAUGUGACCUUUACCUGUAUCCCGCCUGACCUUACCUCACCUUACAUAACCUAAUCUAAAGUUGCUUACCUAGCUUUACGACCUUUACCUAUAUCCAAGUUGACCUUACCUUACCUUGCCUGAAGUGACCUAAGCUGACCUCUUCCCGUGUCUUACUAGCUCCGGGUCAUCCCCUUAAGUGGCUUCAUUGACCUCUUAGGUAGUACUGCUGACCUUACCUUACCUAAAGUGACCUAAGCUGACCUCUACCUGUGUCUUAGUAAUCCCUAACCUAACCUGACCUUACCUUACCUGACCUAACCUAACCUAACCUUACCUUACCUUACCUAACUUAACCUAACUUAACCUUACCUAACCUGACCUAACCUAACCUAACUUAACCUAACCUUACCUUACCUAACCUGACCUUACCGAAAGUGACCUAAGUUAACCGUGACCUCUUCCAAUAUAGCUAAGUCGCCCUUGGAAGCGGUCACCUGUAUACACCUGUCGAUGUUACAUUAAUUACCUUACCAUAAUUAACUAGCACGCACGGUCGACUUAAGAUAUUAUUACUGAUGAGGGAUUGUCGACCAGGUUGUGUGUGUGCGUGUGUGCGUGCGUUUGUGUGUUAAGGUGUCAUAUUCUAGAGGUCCUUAAAAUGAUAGUGAUGAUGAUGAUGACGAUGAUGAUAAUGAUGUUACUAGUAUCGUUAGUAUUAUCAAUUAUGCUCUACUACUACUACUAUUACUAUUAUUGUAUGAGUAAUGAUAUGAAAUGCCUACUAUGAUUAUAUGUAUGUAUUUAUGUAUGCAUGAAGCUAUGUGUGUAUGUAUGUAUGUAUGCAGAGGUAGAUAAGCCAGAUCUAUUGUCAUAUAUACAUGUAUAAUACUAUUUUUAUGUCGAGGCCAUACAUACAUACAUACAUACAUGCAUACACACGUAGACACAGUAAUGAGAAGCCUUAAUGAGCUGUACAUACAUAGACAUACACAUAUGUAUACUCACACACGUAUACACUCACUAAGUACCCGAAACGUCCACUAUGAUGUCCGUUCGUCGCCGUACUUACGGGUAGAGUUGACGGCGCCGAAGCAGGAGGAGGAGGAGGAGGAAGAGGAAGCGCUGGAGGAGGAGGAGGAGGAGGUGGAAGAGCUGGAGCUGGAGGAGGAGGAGGAGCGCGCCGCCGCCGCCGUCGUGCAACCAAGAAACACCGCCAGGACGUGAUAUUAGCCAAGGUCUCGCUGCUUGUCCGCGUCCUCGUGUCGUCUCGACCUCGUCCUCGUGUCCUGUGAAGGGGAGGGCGUGCUGGUGGUGGCUGGGGAGGCUGUGUUGUGAGGGAGGGGGGAGGGGGGCAGUGGAGUGGGUGGUGGAGGGUGGGUGUGUUGGUCGCCGGGCACUCCGUCUCAUCGCUCAAGGAGUAGCUGUUGGUAGUGUAGGUGUAGGCGUAGCGGCCCGCGGGUGUUGAUACACUUAUAUAUAUAUAUAUAUUAUUAAUAUUAUUAUUACUACUACUACUGUGCCGCGUAUCAACUCUCUCUCCGCCUUAAGCGAUGCACGACACGCGCGUUGGCCGGCGCGUGUCUUGUCGUGUCGUCUGUGCCAAACUGUCACGAGGAAUUACAGAAACAAAAUGUCUAUUUUUUUGUGUGCGUGCGUGCGUGUGUGACGGGCGGCGGGCAGCGGCGGGCGGGGCGAGCCUCGCCGCACACCGCGUUGCUCAACGUGUCCAGAGUUCCUCGGCGAGGGUGUCCUGCCCCGCCCCGCGGCGGCCCGGCGGGGGAGGCGCCGGGGCCGCGCCCCCCGCCCCCCUGCGCCGCCACGCCCACAGGACCUUACCGCUGCUAUGUAGUUCGUAAGAGGAACAACAUCGCCAGUGUUGCUGUUAUUAAUGUGUUUUAACAUUGGAUGACGCUGCCGUGCCUGGCGGCCCCGGGGGGCGGGGCGGGGGCCGGGGCGCGGCACCCCGGGCGUGGCUGGCGCCCACAUUUGUAUAUUUUCUUGGUUGUGUUGAUUUCCUCCGUGAGGUCGGGGGCGGCGCCCCCGCUAACCCCGCCUCAAGAAAUCGUAUUCUUAAACCUUGUAAUUAUCUUGAAUUCUUAGCCACGUGAAAAAUUGUAAUUAUUUUAUAUUGCACGAUAUUUUACGAUUUUUGCAAACAUCUAAUAAAUACAUGAAUGUGCCUA
Molecule: messenger RNA, 10707 nt
Organism: Eriocheir sinensis (Chinese mitten crab)
Lineage: Eukaryota; Metazoa; Arthropoda; Malacostraca; Decapoda; Varunidae
Product: protein phosphatase 1 regulatory subunit 3B-like
Exons: 3
Biological process (GO): regulation of glycogen biosynthetic process
Cellular component (GO): protein phosphatase type 1 complex
Molecular function (GO): protein phosphatase 1 binding; glycogen binding
Source: RefSeq, a predicted model, not a curated record